This is a messenger RNA of Myxozyma melibiosi, 973 nucleotides long. RefSeq lists its product as uncharacterized. Gene Ontology annotation, biological process: protein import into mitochondrial intermembrane space. The transcript has 2 exons. Gene Ontology annotation, molecular function: protein-disulfide reductase activity. Gene Ontology annotation, cellular component: mitochondrial intermembrane space. Bases 167 to 886 code for a protein of 239 amino acids. NCBI's taxonomy places the organism in Eukaryota, Fungi, Ascomycota, Lipomycetes, Lipomycetales, Lipomycetaceae. The record is from RefSeq and is a predicted model, not a curated record.
UUGAAGUAGAAGUAGUUGUGUAGAUGAAGUAGUGAAGUAGAAUAUCUCGGAAGAAGGCAGUGCGGCUCGAGAAUAUUUAUAAUCCUCUGGUCUGCUCUUCUUCUCUUUAAACUGCACAGGUUCUGUAUCUGUAUCUUUACUUCUACUACUAUAUCAACUACUCAAUAUGAUCCGCCAAACCAUUUGUCGCCAGGUCGCUGCACAGGUCGCCCGUCAGUCAAGAAGAAGCGCAGUCUCGUCGUCAUCAUUCUCGGCCGUCAGCCGUCGUCUGUACUCGUCGUCAUCCUCAUCCUCAUCCUCGUCCUCAUCAGCCCCCUCAUGGAAGCCGUUCGGACUUGCAGCUGCCGGAGUGCUCGCGAUGAGCAACCUGCUGGUCAGAGCCGAGGAACCGACCGAGGUGAUUGUGAUUGACGAGCAAAUCGUCGACGGCGAGGGCAAGGUGGUCGAGGAAGAGGUCAUCAUUGUCGAGCCCGUGUUUGGCGAGAUCCCGCCUCUGCGCGAGUCCGAGCUGGACGCCGUGUUUGACAGCGCGGUCGAGGAGGCCGGAGUGGACGGGCUGAGCAGCCCUGCGCCGGCCGAGGGAGAGGCAGAGGAUGAGUUCGAGGGUGGAGCGUUUAACCCCAAGACCGGGGAGAUCAACUGGGACUGCCCGUGUCUGGGUGGAAUGGCCUACGGACCCUGUGGCGAGGAGUUUAAGGCUGCGUUUUCGUGCUUUGUAUUUUCGCAGGAGGAGCCGAAGGGCGUGAACUGCAUCCCGUUGUUUGAAACCAUGCAAGGCUGCUUCCGCAAGCAUCCGGAGACUUAUGCUGAUGAUUUGCGAUACAUCGACGACGAGAAGGAGAAGGAGCAGGAGCAAAUUGCUGCUGCCGAGCCCACUGCUGCCUGAGCAAUGAUUAUAGACAGAAGAAGAAGAAGAAGAAGAAGAAGAAGAAGAAGAGAAGAGAAGAAGAAGGAUCUGUAAAUACAAUAAGAC